AGUAUUUAAAAGCAAUAAAACUGAGACUUAUUUCUUGUUGGUUCCUUCUUUUCUUUUGCUUGUGGGUUUUGGUUUUCUAAUCAGAGCAACCAAACCAAAGAAGGAAGAUUCAAAGGUGCUGAAAUGUGUCUAUUGCUUGCUUCUUGUUUAUGGGUUCCUGCGACAUUUUGAGUGUGUUGUUUGGUUUAGGUGUUUGGUGCGUUGCUUAUAUAACAGUCGCAAUCUUUGCAUGUUUUAGAAUCCUUCACUCUCUUUGUUCAAUUUAGAGUUUUGUGGAGGCUUUACUUGUUGCUACAAUGGGUUACGCACAGCUCGUUAUCGGUCCAGCAGGAAGCGGAAAGUCAACUUAUUGCUCAACUUUAUAUGAGCAUUGUGAAACCAUCGGUCGAACAAUGCAUGUUGUUAACUUGGACCCUGCUGCUGAGAUCUUUAACUAUCCUGUUGCUAUGGAUAUCCGAGAACUUGUUUCUUUGGAAGAUGUAAUGGAGAAGCUAGGGCUUGGUCCUAAUGGUGGCCUUAUGUAUUGCAUGGAGUACCUUGAGGAUAGCUUACAUGAUUGGGUGGACGAAGAAUUGGAGAACUACAGGGACGACGAUUACCUUAUAUUUGAUUGUCCAGGCCAGAUAGAGCUGUUUACACAUGUUCCUGUGCUCAAGAACUUUGUGCAGCAUUUGCAACAGAAGAACUUCAACGUCUGUGUUGUUUAUCUGCUUGAUUCACAGUUCAUAACAGAUGUAACGAAGUUUAUCAGCGGCUGCAUGUCUUCUCUCUCUGCAAUGGUCCAGCUUGAAUUACCACAUGUCAAUAUCCUCUCAAAGAUGGAUCUCUUGCAGGAUAAAAGCAACAUUGAUAACUACUUGGAUCCGGAGCCUCGCACAUUGCUGGCAGAGUUAAACAAAAGGAUGUCUCCACGAUUUGCAAAAUUGAACAAAGCCUUGAUGGAGAUGGUGGGAGAGUAUGGGAUGGUGAAUUUCAUACCCUUUGACAUAAGGAAAGAACGAAGCAUUCAAUAUGUUCUGUCGCAAAUCGAUGUCUGUAUCCAGUUUGGGGAAGACGCUGACGUUAAGAUCAGAGAUCAAGAUGAAGAUCUCGGUGGUGAUGGUCCUGAUCUAUAAUAUGUUGCUCUGUUUCUACUACGUUUUUGGUCGAAAUUAUCAAACAAACAUUCUUGGCCUGUUCUUGUUAGUGGCCAAUGAAUUUGUGAGAACUACUAGAUUGUGCAGAAUCAGACCUAAGUAAGAGACUUUUAAACUGAUCAUAACUUCUCGAACCAGACACCAUUAAUUCAGCUAUUGGUAUAUUUACGAGAUCA
Molecule: messenger RNA, 1312 nt
Organism: Eutrema salsugineum
Lineage: Eukaryota; Viridiplantae; Streptophyta; Magnoliopsida; Brassicales; Brassicaceae
Product: GPN-loop GTPase 3
Exons: 10
Coding region: 297-1115 (272 amino acids)
Molecular function (GO): GTPase activity
Source: RefSeq, a predicted model, not a curated record